AUGCCAAAGCAAAAGGGAGAAGUCCUCCAACGCAAAGAUCACUCCCUCCCCUUUUCGGCUUGGAGUCUCGUGACCGAGGAGGUCCCGUCCUCUCUCCCUCCCCUGGGAGAAACGAAAACACACACAACUCCUCUCUUCGUCCUCUCCCAACUUCUCCCCUCUCUCAGCCAGCACUCCCUCUUCCACGUCUCAAAAGCAUACAACAAUCCUUCUUCCUGCUUCAGCUUGUGUACCUCUGUUUACGGUGCACACUGUCUCAAGCUGAAAAGCAAAGCAGUCGAACAACGCGCAGUAUUGCUCGAUAUGGGUGAUAAACCUGCGCUUAAGGCGAACGGUGUUGAAGAUUCAGCGUUGACAGUGAUAUCCAAAGAUAAUGGCAAGGCAAAAUCAGAGCAAGAAGUUUAUGGCUGCGGGUUUGAAAGCGGACCCAGCCGUCCACCAACCCCUCAUGGCAUUGGUAUGCCAAACAACUUCGCGGAAGUUGUCAAGGGCAUCUACAGAAGUAGCUUUCCGCUGCCCGUUCAUCUCAGCAGUCUCGCACAGCUUAACUUGAAGACAAUCGUCACCCUUGUUGAUGAAGAGUGGUCCCCUGAAUAUUCGGCGUUUGUACGGGGUAAUGGCAUCACCUCUCGCAUCAUCCCUAUACUAGCAAACAAGCAGCCCAAUGUUUUCACCCCCUAUAGUACUAUUGUGGAAGUCUUGACCAUCCUCCUUGAUACCAGAAACCAUCCUGUUAUGGUUCAUUGUAAUAAAGGAAAGCAUCGCACUGGAUGCGUAAUGGCCUGUUUCCGCAAAGCCCAAGGAUGGACCUCUGUGGCUGCCAUUGCAGAAUACAUCUAUCACUCAGCUCCCAAGACUCGGACUCUGGACCGUAAUUAUAUCCAAGAAUUUGAUGAAAGUACGGUAGCAGACCUCGUCAGAAGGACCGGUGCUCAAAAGUGGCUUCCAACCUUCCCACCCAUCAAAUAUACCUUUGAUAGCGAGGAUGAAGAAAAUCCUCAUAUGAACGGUAACGGUGCGAAGAAGUCAGAACUUGCAACUAGUGCACCUCCAGUUUCAUUCUAUGGAGCAAACGGACUUCGACAUACCAACAGCCUUUGA
Trichophyton benhamiae CBS 112371 is the source of this 1101-nucleotide messenger RNA. RefSeq names its product tyrosine phosphatase family protein. The transcript is spliced from 5 exons. Gene Ontology annotation, biological process: protein dephosphorylation. Gene Ontology annotation, cellular component: cytoplasm. Bases 1 to 1101 code for a protein of 366 amino acids. The record is from RefSeq and is a predicted model, not a curated record. NCBI's taxonomy places the organism in Eukaryota, Fungi, Ascomycota, Eurotiomycetes, Onygenales, Arthrodermataceae. Gene Ontology annotation, molecular function: phosphatase activity; inositol diphosphate tetrakisphosphate diphosphatase activity.